Anopheles stephensi (Asian malaria mosquito) is the source of this 2065-nucleotide messenger RNA. Its product is annotated as tubulin alpha-1 chain. Gene Ontology annotation, biological process: mitotic cell cycle; microtubule cytoskeleton organization. NCBI's taxonomy places the organism in Eukaryota, Metazoa, Arthropoda, Insecta, Diptera, Culicidae. Bases 542 to 1894 code for a protein of 450 amino acids. Gene Ontology annotation, cellular component: cytoplasm; microtubule. The record is from RefSeq and is a predicted model, not a curated record. The transcript is spliced from 2 exons. Gene Ontology annotation, molecular function: structural constituent of cytoskeleton; GTP binding.
UCUUAAGUGGGCAACUACAGUAUAACAAUUCCAUCCAUAUCAUACAUAAAAUUUGCCCAAAAAUAAAUUCGCCAAAUAAAAAAACCAUAUUACCGACCUGGUAAACAGUACGAUCUUCGCCUCGUACACGCUUCAUUGAGCAAAGCAGCAUCAUCAUCGGAGCGAAGCGGAAAUAAACCUCUCCCUCGCGUAAUUGCUUUUGCUGCACAAAACAGCCCCCCAACAUACACGAGGGGGCUGUGUACUAGGACAGAACGAGACAACGCGACGGAUGCACCCGAAGCGGAAAGAGCGAGCAAAAGCAACUGCGUCUCCAUGGAUGGGUGCGGCGACUGCGCGUAACUGUUGAUUUUCUUCUCACCUCAGCAACCCGGGAGGAAGCUUAUAAAACCAGGCACCAGCGGCACCGGACGAGCAUUCUCUCAUCGGUUUGGAAAGCAUCCUGAACAGCUUUUACCAAGCGCGAGGAACCGUUACAGUCGUGUACCCAACAGUUUUGUGAAUUUUGUGUGUGUAGCUGCCAGCAUUUCAACUCUUCAACAUGCGUGAGUGCAUUUCCGUACACGUUGGACAGGCCGGUGUGCAGAUCGGUAAUGCCUGCUGGGAGCUGUACUGUCUGGAGCAUGGCAUCCAACCGGACGGUCAGAUGCCGUCGGACAAGACCAUCGGCGGUGGAGACGAUUCGUUCAACACCUUCUUCUCGGAGACCGGUGCCGGCAAGCAUGUGCCGCGUGCCGUCUUCGUCGAUCUGGAACCGACGGUAGUGGAUGAGGUGCGUACCGGUACGUACCGCCAGCUGUUCCACCCGGAGCAGCUGAUCACCGGCAAGGAGGACGCCGCGAACAACUACGCCCGUGGUCACUAUACCAUCGGCAAGGAGAUCGUCGAUCUGGUGCUGGACCGCAUCCGCAAGCUGGCCGACCAGUGCACGGGUCUGCAGGGUUUCCUGAUCUUCCACUCGUUCGGUGGCGGUACCGGUUCCGGAUUCACCUCGCUGCUGAUGGAGCGUCUGUCGGUCGAUUAUGGCAAGAAGUCGAAGCUCGAGUUUGCCAUCUACCCGGCGCCGCAGGUUUCGACGGCCGUCGUGGAACCGUACAACUCGAUCCUGACCACGCACACCACGCUGGAACACUCGGACUGCGCGUUCAUGGUCGACAACGAGGCCAUCUACGACAUCUGCCGCCGCAACCUGGACAUCGAGCGACCGACCUACACCAACCUGAACCGUCUGAUCGGUCAGAUCGUGUCGUCGAUCACUGCCUCGCUCCGGUUCGAUGGUGCCCUGAACGUCGACCUGACGGAGUUCCAGACGAAUCUGGUACCGUACCCGCGUAUCCACUUCCCGCUCGUUACCUACGCACCGGUCAUCUCGGCGGAGAAGGCCUACCACGAGCAGCUGUCGGUGUCGGAGAUCACCAACGCUUGCUUCGAGCCGGCCAACCAGAUGGUGAAGUGUGAUCCGCGCCACGGCAAGUACAUGGCCUGCUGUAUGCUGUACCGGGGUGAUGUGGUGCCGAAGGACGUUAACGCGGCCAUCGCCACCAUCAAGACCAAGCGCACGAUUCAGUUCGUGGACUGGUGUCCGACCGGUUUCAAGGUUGGCAUCAACUAUCAGCCACCGACCGUCGUGCCGGGUGGUGAUCUGGCCAAGGUGCAGCGUGCCGUGUGCAUGUUGUCCAACACGACCGCCAUCGCGGAGGCGUGGGCCCGUCUCGAUCACAAGUUCGAUCUGAUGUACGCCAAGCGUGCGUUCGUCCACUGGUACGUCGGCGAGGGUAUGGAGGAGGGUGAGUUCUCGGAGGCGCGUGAAGAUUUGGCCGCCCUCGAGAAGGAUUACGAAGAGGUCGGCAUGGAUUCGGGCGAUGGCGAAGGUGAGGGUGCUGAAGAGUACUAGGCGGACAGAUCUGCAGUGCAGCUCCCUGCCAAUGAGUCGAGCUUCGAUCCGAAGACGAAAUGCCGGUUUUCUCCAUUUUGAAGCACAAAUUCAAAAUUCCCAGAAGAAGUUGGUGUGCAUUUUAAACUAAUUUAUUAUCUGUUCACGCAAUAAACAUGCCCAUAAAAGCAA